CUGCAUAAAACCAUAUCAUUGUCAAAAUAUUCUUGUCAAAUUGUGACGUUAUCGUUUGGGUAGGUGUAACCUGCCAUAGAAUCGGAACACUGCCAACCUGGCAGUGUGAGGUGUUUCGGACACACCUAUUCGGAUAGGUUGAAGUUUUGGAUUUCUGAUGUUUGAGGUUGCAAUUAGAGUCUUGUCAGUGAGGCAUACGUAUCGUUUGUCAGUAGCUUCUUAAAUUGAAUAUGAGUCAAUUAGUGUGAUGUUUCAUGACAAGUGACUAUUUGGACUAGACAAGUGACGAACUUUGUGUGACAAUUUUGUAAGUUUGAUUGGAUGAGGGAGGUAUUUCAUUUUCCAGUGAUUAACAGAAUUUAACACCCUGUAAGCCCAGUGGUAGAAGAAGAGUGUCUGCUUUGGGGCUGAACAGGGAACAACAUUAAGUGUAUUACAUAAGCACAUAAGCAGAGUGGUCAGAUGGAAGAAGGGAAGAUGAAGCUCUCCCACUACCGGUCACCCUCAGACCCGGGGAUCUCCAAACUACAGAACAACAACCAAAACCAUGGAGGAGGUUAUGUGGUGCCAUAUACAGACUCUGAGAACCAGUUCCUCAUCUGGCUACAUGCAGUCAGCGUUAACUAUCUGAGUUUGACCCACACACAGAAGAUACGAACCCUUGAUACAUUUAUAGGGCUUCUUGGCUCUAGAGAGCUGGUGUAUCUGUGUGAUGUGUUACCACGGCUACUGUACCGGGACUUCCUGCGAUUGUUGCCGACGGAGAUCAGUGUACGCAUUCUCAUCAUGCUUGACGAGAAGAGCCUGCUUAACUGCUGCCUUGUCUCCAAAUACUGGAACCAGCUCAUAAACAGUUUUAAGGAGGUUUGGGUUCACAUGGCACGGCGGGUAGGAGCCCGGAUCAUCACAGAACCUUACAUACCCAUCCACCAGUACAAGAGUCUCUUCAUACAGUCGACUACGCUCGUGCAGCACAUGAAGGACAGUUCUGCAUUCAAGGUCAUGACCUUGGAAGGUCACAGAGGCAGGGUCAUGGCCAUCACACACAAUAGGGACAUGUUGGCCACAGGUUCAGAUGAUCACACAGUGCGGUUCUGGGACAUUCAUACAGGUGAAUGUGUCAAAUUAAUUCACACUCACAGUGUCUCCUUCCUGCAAUUUGAUGACAUGUUCGUGUACACGGCCUCGUAUGACAACACUGCUGCAUGCUGGGACAUUGAAACUGGCCAGCUCAUGUGUCGAUAUGUCGGCCACAUAUCAGCAGUGUUUUGUUUGGAUACUAGACGCAGCAUUGACUUAAUAGUUACGGGCUCUGCAGACAAGUCUGUGAAACUUUGGCAACUAUCGUUUGGGACGUUACUCCACUCUCUGUCAGACUGGCACAAUGACUGGGUCACUCAUGUGAAGAUUCUGUCCUGUAGCAGCUCACAAGAUAAUGGAGAACCAAACCACGAGGAUAGGGACAUUCUAGAACACAGCACCUUACAGCUUGUGUCAGUGGACCGACAGGGCUGCUGUUUCUGGACGGUACGUAACAAUGAACAGGUUAACGUAAGUGUCACUCAUACCUCAGAAUGGUGCAUGAAUGUGCAAUCUAACACUUACAGUGAUGGCGUAUGUGUAAGUACUUGGAACAAACGUGAUCAUACGCAAGCUCUCUCAGCUUACUCAACCGAGACUGUGGAUAACAAGUGUAUGCCUCGACAUGUGACCUCGGUGACCUUGCCACCCGAACUUCCUGCUCGGCAGACUGUGCUUGGGUUAGGACAGAAGUUUGCCAUCUGUGUGGUUGAUGAGGGCUACAGCAGGGCUGUUGUGAUGGAUAUGCACUCCAAUAGGGUGAUGUUCUCCAUUCCUGUACCUCCAUAUAGGCCAACCCAGAAUGGUGCAUCAGCCGCGUUGGGCCCAGUGGAUUGGUUAGAUGGGUUUACAGAUUCCAACCGGAUGGGGCUGUUCUUGGCCCUAUGUCUCAAAGAUAACAACAUCCUUGUGCUAAAGUGGAAGGAGGGGCAGGGAUAGAAGGCAGUAUGGUGUUGCACUGAGGCUUAUAUGGACAAAUACAUACAAUUUUGCAUAAUUUCAAUAUAUAUGGAGAAGAUGCUAAUGUUUAAUUCCUGUCUUUUGAAAGUGCUUUAAACAUAUUUAGUAAUAAGUUCCUUACAAUAUGGUUUAAAAUUCUAAGGUAAUUCUCUGGUACCUAUUAUGUUCGGUAAUUCUCCACAUAAUGUGCCAUUAUUGUUACAUUUAGUUGGAAUGGAUUAUCAGGUAUAUUUACGAGUGUAUGUUGAGGCAAACAGCUAUCAUGUAUGAUUAUGUUUGAGCAAAAGGUUAUCAUGUAUAUAUUAAACCCAACAGUUAUCAUAUUUAUGUACAAGCAAACAGCUAUUGCGUUGAUGUGCAUGCAAAUAUCAGGCAAACAGCUAUCAUGUUUUCAUUUGUAUGUACUAGCAAACUUCCAUAAUUCAAACGGCUGUCAUGUUUAUGUACACGAUCUAAUCAUGUUAAGUCCAUGUGCUCUUAAGUUUUGUGUAAAAUUGUUUUUUGAAUGUACUCAACCAAGGUCUACACAAAUUUAAACAACAAUACUUCAUAUAAUGUAAGUAGGGUGGUUUAUAAUUUACAAUAGAUUAUUGUUAUUUAGAUUUAAACUGACAUUGGCAUUUUUUGGACAUAAUCUAAAUCAUGAAAUUUUAUAUCUAUUAUAAUAUAAUCAUGUACUGAGUUAUUCAAAAUGAAUGAUCCUCACGACUGGAGAUGUUCAAGGAAAACAGUUUAUAUUUUUGCUAAAUGGUUUAGUUACAUUAUCAUGUAAAAAUAUUUUAUGUGUAUAAAGGGCUUGCGACGUUUAGAUUUACAUUAUAUGAUAGAGUUUAUGGUAUGUUGUACUGAUAAUUUAUUUUCUAUGCAUGUAUUACAUGUUGUUGUUAUAUAACUUCAUGGUUGAGGUGCUCCAUUGCAUGAGAUGGAUCCUACCAAAUGAUUCCCAUGUAUCAUGCACCCUGGUAUGCUGAUCUUUCAUGUACCUUGGUAGGCUGGUCUAUCAUGUACCCAGGUAAGCUGGUCUAUCAUGUACCCUGGUAUGUUGGUCUAUCAUGUGUACCCUGGUAAGCUGGUCUAUCAUGUUCCCUGGCAUGUUGGUCUAUCAUGUACCCUGGUAUGCUGGUCUAUCAUGUUCCCUGGUAUGUUGGUCUAUCAUACACCCUGGUAUGUUGGUCUAUCAUACACCCUGUAUGUUGUUCUAUCAUGUGUACCCUGGUAAGCUGGUCUAUCAUGUUCCCUGGUAUGCUGGUCUAUCGUGUACCCUGGUAUACUGGUCUAUCAUGUACCCUGGUAGGCUCGUCUAUCAUGUUCCCUGGUAUGUUGGUCUAUCAUGUUCCCUGGUAUGUUGGUCUAUCAUACUCCCUGAUAUGUUGGUCUAUCAUGUACCCUGGUAUGCUGGUCUAUCAUGUACCCUGGCAUGCUGGUCUAUCAUACACCCUGGUAUGUUGGUCUAUUAUGUACCCUGGUAUGCUGGUCUAUCAUGUACCAUGGCAUGCUUGUCUAUCAUACACCCUGGUAUGUUGGUCUAUCAUGUACCCUGGCAUGCUGGUCUAUCAUGUUCCCUGGUAUGUUGGUCUAUCAUACACCCUGGUAGGUUGGUCUAUCAUGUGUACCUUGGUAUGCUAGUCUAUCAUGUACCCUGGUAUGCUUGUCUAUCAUGCACCCUGGCAUGCUGGUCUAUCAUGUACCCUGGUAGGCUCGUCUAUCAUGCACCCUGGUAUGCUGGUUUAUCAUGUACCCUGGUAUGCUGGUCUAUCAUGUACCCUGGUAUGCUGGUCUAUCAUACACCCUGGUAGGCUCGUCUAUCAUGCACCCUGGUAUGCUGGUCUAUCAUGUGUACCUUGGUAUGUUGGUCUAUCAUGUGUACCCAGGUAGACUGGUCUAUCGAGUUCCCUGGUAUGCUGGUCUAUCAUGUACCCUGGUAGGCUCGUCUAUCAUGCACCCUGGUAUGCUGGUCUAUCAUGCACUCUGGUAUGCUGGUCUAUCAUGUAUACCCUGGUAUGUUGGUCUAUCAUGUGUACCCUGGUAUGUUGGUCUAUAACGUGUACCCUGGUAUGCUGGUCUAUCAUGUGUACCCUGGUAUGCUGGUCUAUCAUGUGUACCCUGGUAUGCUGGUCUAUCAUGUGUACCCUGGUAGACUGGUCUAUCGAGUUCUCUGGUAUGCUGGUCUAUCACGUGAACCCUGGUAUGCUGGUCUAUCAUGUGCCCUUGUAGGCUUGUCUAUCAUGCACCCUGGUAUGCUCGUCUAUCAUGCACCCUGGUAUGCUCGUCUAUCAUGUGUACCCUGGUAUGCUGGUCUAUCAUGUUCCCUGGUAUGCUGGUCUAUCAUACACCCUGGUAUGUUGGUCUAUCAUGUGUACCCUGGUAAGCUGGUCUAUCAUGUUCCCUGGCAUGUUGGUCUAUCAUGUGUACCCUGGUAAGCUGGUCUAUCAUGUACCCUGGUAUGCUGGUCUAUCAUACACCAUGGUAUGUUGGUCUAUCAUGUGUACCCUGGUAAGCUGGUCUAUCAUGUUCCCUGGCAUGUUGGUCUAUCAUGUGUACCCUGGUAAGCUGGUCUAUCAUGUACCCUGGUAUGCUGGUCUAUCAUGUACCCUGGUAUGUUGGUCUAUCAUGUUCCCUGGUAUGCUGGUCUAUCAUGUACCCUGGUAGGCUCGUCUAUCAUGUGUACCCUGGUAUGCUGGUCUAUCAAGUUCCCUGGUAUGCUGGUCUAUCAUGUACCCUGGUAUGCUGGUAUAUCAUGUACUCUGGUAUGCUUGUCUAUCAUGUGUACCUAAGUAUGCUGGUCUAUCAUGUACCCUGGUAUGCUGGUCUAUGGUGUUCCCUGGUAUGUUGGUCUAUCGUGUUCCCUGGUAUGCUGGUCUAUCACAUGUACCCAGGUAUGCUGGUCUAUCGUGUUCCCUGGUGUGCUGGUCUAUCAUGUACCCUGGUAUGCUGGUCUAUAAUGUGUACCCUGGUAUGCUGGUCUAUCAUGUCCCCUGGCAUGCUGGUCUAUCAUGUCCCCUGGUAUGCUGGUCUAUCAUGUACCCUGGUAUGCUGGUCUAUUAUGUGUACCUUGGUAUGCUGGUCUAUCAUGUACCCUGGUAUGCUGGUUUAUCAUGUACCCUGGUAUGCUGGUCUAUCGUGUUCCCUGGUAUGCUGGUCUAUUAUGUACCCUGGUUUGCUGGUCUUUCAUGUACCCUGGUAUGCUGGUCUAUCAUGUGUACCUUGGUAUGCUGGUUUAUCAUGUACCCUGGUAUGCUGGUCUAUCGUGUUCCCUGGUGCAUCAAUGAUUUUAUAUAAUGGUUUUGAGAAAGGUGGGGAAAAGAAAGUAUAGUUUAUUUUUGUAAUUGUUUAUCAUAAUAUUAUGCAUAUAUGGAUUGUUAAAAUAUUGCAAUGGCUCUUGAUUUAUGGUACAUGUUACUUAUGCUGAAGAAGAUUUCAUUACUAAGCUAUCACAUUUUGAGAAUUCCCAUGCUGAGAUACUGACUUGUGUCUAUUGUUGAAUUGUUGUUUAAACAAUAAACAUUAUUGUAUUGUUAUUAUUGGAAAAUAAACAAUAUGAA
Mya arenaria is the source of this 5582-nucleotide messenger RNA. Its product is annotated as F-box/WD repeat-containing protein 2-like. Gene Ontology annotation, molecular function: protein binding. The coding region runs from base 463 to 2019 and encodes 518 amino acids. NCBI's taxonomy places the organism in Eukaryota, Metazoa, Mollusca, Bivalvia, Myida, Myidae. The transcript is spliced from 7 exons. The record is from RefSeq and is a predicted model, not a curated record.